UUCAAUUUCAACUUCAACCUGUCAUUUUUUUUCUAGGGUUUGCCAUCGAAGAUGACCACUAUGGAGAGCUUGAUCGGCUUGGUUAACAGGAUUCAGCGAGCAUGUACGGCUCUCGGUGAUUAUGGUGGCGGCGAUAAUACUUUCUCUUCCCUUUGGGAGGCUCUUCCUUCUGUCGCCGUCGUUGGUGGACAGAGUUCAGGGAAGUCUUCGGUGCUCGAGAGCAUAGUUGGCCGUGACUUCCUUCCCAGAGGAUCGGGAAUCGUGACUAGACGUCCUUUGGUGUUGCAACUUCAUAAGACGGACGAAGGGUCGCAGGAAUAUGCUGAGUUUCUUCACCUGCCCAAGAGAAGAUUCACUGAUUUUGGGGCGGUCCGCCAUGAAAUUCAGGAGGAAACUGAUAGAAUUACUGGGAAGACUAAACAAAUAUCUCCUGUUCCCAUCCAUCUCAGUAUCUACUCUCCAAAUGUUGUCAACUUAACCCUGAUUGAUUUACCGGGCUUAACAAAAGUUGCCGUUGAGGGACAACCGGAAAGUAUAGUUGAAGACAUCGAAACCAUGGUUCGGUCUUAUGUUGAUAAGCCUAAUUGUAUCAUACUAGCUAUAUCUCCAGCUAAUCAAGAUAUAGCAACUUCUGAUGCUAUCAAACUGUCCAGGGAGGUAGACCCCUCUGGUGAACGGACGUUUGGUGUGAUAACUAAGCUUGACCUUAUGGACAAAGGGACUAAUGCUUUGGAUGUUCUUGAAGGAAGAUCUUACCGGCUACAGCAUCCUUGGGUUGGAAUUGUGAACCGUUCACAGGCUGAUAUAAACAAAAAUGUGGACAUGAUUGUGGCAAGACGCAAGGAGCGUGAAUAUUUUGCCACUAGUCCAGACUAUGGACACUUAGCAAGUAAAAUGGGUUCAGAGUACCUUGCAAAACUUCUGUCACAGCACUUGGAAUCUGUAAUUAGGGCUCGGAUACCCAGCAUCACUUCUUUGAUAAACAAAAGUAUUGAUGAACUUGAAUCAGAGAUGGAUCAUCUUGGCAGGCCUAUUGCUCUAGAUGCUGGAGCUCAACUAUACUCCGUAUUGGAAGUUUGUCGUGCGUUUGAACGGAUAUUCAAGGAGCACCUAGAUGGAGGGCGACCUGGAGGUGAUCGAAUUUAUGGAGUCUUUGACAACCAGCUACCUGCUGCUUUGAGGAAGCUUCCCUUUGAUCGCCAUCUUUCUCUGCAAAAUGUAAAGAGAGUAGUGUCCGAGGCAGAUGGUUAUCAACCGCACUUGAUAGCACCUGAGCAAGGUUACCGCAGGCUUAUUGAAGGGGCUUUAAAUUACUUCAGGGGACCAGCUGAAGCUUCUGUGGAUGCUGUUCACUUCGUCUUGAAGGAACUUGUGAGGAAAUCUAUGGAAGAAACACAGGAAUUGAAACGCUUUCCCACACUGCGAGCUGAUAUAGCAGCAGCUGCUAACGAGGCCUUGGAGAGGUUUCGAGAUGAAGGUAAGAAGACAGUUGUUCGGUUGGUAGAUAUGGAAUCAUCUUAUUUAACAGUAGAGUUCUUCCGGAAGCUUCCCCAAGAAGUAGAAAAUAAAGGAGGAAAUCCUGGAGGGAACCCUCAAGCUACUGCAGCUGUGGACCGGUAUGGUGAGGGCCAUUUUCGGAGGAUAGGGUCAAAUGUUUCCUCAUAUAUCGGUAUGGUGUCAGAUACACUUAAGAACGUAAUCCCGAAGGCCGUGGUUUACUGUCAAGUUAGGGAGGCAAAACAGUCACUGCUAAGCCGGUUUUACACGCAGCUAGGGAAGAAAGAGGGGAAGCAGCUGUCACAAAUGUUAGAUGAGGAUCCAACUUUGAUGGAGAGGAGACAACAGUGUGCUAAAAGGCUUGAACUAUACAAGGCUGCAAGGGACGAGAUCGAUUCUGUAUCAUGGACUCGAUGAUAUUAACUCCGAUAUGAUUCUUCUUCGACUCGUUUCCGUAUUCAACUAAUGUGAGACUAGUAAGUAAUGCAGAAUUCGAUUAUGUUAAGUAUUUGACAGCUUGAGAUUCUUUGUUAGAUCCAUUCUUAGUGAUGUAGUGUUGUGCCAUAUGUGUAAUUUCCAUGACCACAUGGGAUUGUUGUGUUAUUGUGCUGUGUGACUUUAUGUUUAUAUUAUUAUUGUAUUACGGCUUAC
Molecule: messenger RNA, 2148 nt
Organism: Hibiscus syriacus
Lineage: Eukaryota; Viridiplantae; Streptophyta; Magnoliopsida; Malvales; Malvaceae
Product: dynamin-related protein 1E-like
Exons: 15
Coding region: 52-1914 (620 amino acids)
Cellular component (GO): microtubule; cytoplasm; membrane
Molecular function (GO): microtubule binding; GTP binding; GTPase activity
Source: RefSeq, a predicted model, not a curated record